Molecule: messenger RNA, 1693 nt
Organism: Silurus meridionalis
Lineage: Eukaryota; Metazoa; Chordata; Actinopteri; Siluriformes; Siluridae
Product: keratin, type I cytoskeletal 13-like
Exons: 8
Coding region: 45-1616 (523 amino acids)
Molecular function (GO): structural molecule activity
Source: RefSeq, a predicted model, not a curated record
UCCUCACUCACUCUCCAGAGUAAGACCAACAAGCCUCCAUCAGCAUGGCCUACAGCUUCACAGCACAGAGUAGCCUAGGAUCAGGGUCCCAAUUCCUGGGUGGUGGCAGAGGAAGAAGGGGUUGGUCUGCAAGUGUAUGUGGUGGGGCAGGUAGCUCUGGGGUUCAAAUCUCCAAAGCCUCUCGGUCUAUGCAGGUUGGUGCAUCUAGAGGUGGUGUUGUUGGAGGCUUCAGCUCUGGUGCAGGCCUUGGUGCAGGUUACAGUGCAGGUCUUGGUGCAAGCUCUGCUACACUUUUACGAUCAAGCUCUUUGGCAGGUCUUAGUGCUGGGUAUGGAAGUGGUGCUGGGUAUGGAAGUGGUGCUGGCUUUGGAAGUGGUGCUGGCUUUGGAAGUGGUGCUGGCUUUGGAAGUGGUGCUGGCUUUGGAGGUGGAGGUGGGGGAGCAGAAGUUGGCAUCCUGGGCAAUGAAAAGUUCACCAUGAGGAUCCUUAAUGACCGCCUGGCCUCCUACCUGAAGAAAGUGUGUUUGCUGGAAAAGAGCAAUGCAGAGUUUGAGCUUAAGAUCAGUCAGUUUGUGGACAGCAGGACUUCACCUACUGCACGGGACUACAGCGACUCCUUAACUACCAUCAAUGAGCUCCAGGCCAAUAUUCUGGAGGCCAUUAGGGUGAAAGGUCAUGUCCAGCUUAACAUUGACAAUGCCACUUUGGCUGCGGAUGACUUCAGGACUAAGUAUGAGCAUGAGUUGGCCCUGCGUCAGUCAGUUGAAGCCGAUAUCUCUGGGCUGAAGAGGCUGUUAGAUGAGAUCUACCUAAGCACGAAAGAGCUCACUCUGCAGAUCGACACACUGCGUGAUGAUAUGGUUUACCUCAAGAAGAACCAUGAGGAGGAAAUGGUGACCACACGUAGCCAGAUGAGUGGACAGAUUCAUGUGGAGCUGGAUGCUGCACCACAGCAAGAUCUCACAAGUGUGCUGGACGACAUUCGUGAUCAUUAUGAGACCAUUGCUGCCAAGAACCGGAGAGAGGUCGAGAACUGGUUCAAGGGCAAGUUGGAGACCCUGAAACAGGAUGUUUCCAGCACACAGACCACAUCAACAACUCAAACAGAAAUGACUACAGAGAGAAGUAAAGUGCAGAGUCUGGAGCUCGAGCUCCAGUCGGUUCUGGCCGUGAAAACAUCGCUGGGAGCAAAACUGUCAGAAACACAGAGUUUCUACGCUCAGCAGCUGUCAGGAUACCAGUUGCAGGUGACGAGUCUGGAGGAACAGCUCAUGCAGCUUCGUGCUGAUAUGGAGCGACAAGGUCGCGACUAUCAGAUGCUGCUGGAUAUAAAGACAAGACUGGAGCUGGAGAUUGCUGAGUACCGGAGAUUGUUGGACAUAGGGGCCAGCGGAAGUGUCUUGAUUCCUAACCUCAAGAGCUCCAUUACCGUCAGUGCUUCUUCCUCUUCCUCUUCCUCCUCCUCUGCUGCCGCCGCUGCCGCCGCGUCUGCUGCAGCUGCCGCUGCCGGAGCAGCUGCUGCUCAGGCUGCUGCCACUGCUGAAGCUGCAGCUGCAGCUGCUGCUGCUGCUCAAGUCCUCCCUGCUGAAGCUAUCGCUGAACCACCUGGGAAGUAACAACACAACAAAGUCAUGAUGGAAUGUAUUUUACUGAGCGUUCCAGUCAAGUAAUAAAGAUCACACUGAAAACAUGA